Messenger RNA from Syngnathoides biaculeatus (alligator pipefish), 2768 nucleotides. Its product is annotated as armadillo repeat-containing protein 3-like. The coding region runs from base 261 to 2657 and encodes 798 amino acids. Lineage: Eukaryota; Metazoa; Chordata; Actinopteri; Syngnathiformes; Syngnathidae. The record is from RefSeq and is a predicted model, not a curated record. The transcript is spliced from 16 exons. Gene Ontology annotation, molecular function: protein binding.
ACACAUUUUAGUAACGUCGCAGUUGAUAACUGCCCAGCGAAACAAUGUCGCCUUCGUGCAAUAUAAUUUUUGCCCAAACUUGGCAAAACACGCUAUCAUCUAAAGGGAGCUCGGUUUUGAAUUCAUCUUUAAUUGUGAAUGUUUGUUUAUGCAAAGAAAACUAAAAUGCCCCCAAACUCCAUUACUUUUCUGUACUCACAGGCUCAAAAUAUAUUCAUGAGGUUGUACAAAAACGGGGAUGCUGUGCAAAUACCUUCGCAAUGGACAAGAAAGAUAAGAAAGAAAGAAAAUCCAAGUGUUCAACUCCUUGCAAGGAGACGAAUAUCGCAAUUGCCGUACAGUUUGAACCACUUCGCGUCGACGUCAAAACGACAGCGACCGCAGUCCUUCUGCUGAGCUCGCCCGAAGAGGAUAUUGUAGUUGUUGCAUGUGAAGCGAUCCUCCAAUUUGCAGAGGAAGAUAUGAACAAGGUUUAUCUGAUGGAACUUGGAGCAUUGCAGCCUCUCAGUCACCUCAUCACACACACCAAUGAGCUGGUCAGGCGAAAUGCAUUUAUGAUUUUGGGCACCAUGGCUUCCCACAGUGCUGUAGGGAAUGUCCUACAACAAAUGGAUGUAAUUCCAACAAUUAUUGACAAACUCUCCCUUGACGAUUUGGUUGUUCAAGAGUAUGGAACCCUGUGCCUAUCCUAUCUGUCCCUGGCUCCCAGCUGCAAGGCUCAGAUCUUUGACAGCAAAGGCCUGCCAGCAUUAAUCAAGCUACUUUCCAGUUCAGAACCAGAUGUUCAGAAGAACUCUCUGGAGACCAUCUACAACUUGAUUCAAAACAGUCAAUUCUGCCCGUAUUUACUGGAACUCAGCGGGAUCCCUUUAGUUCUGGAGCUGCUGAAUUCCGACUAUGCUGUCAUUCAGCUGUUAGCUUUAAAAACUUUGCAGAAAGUCACAGCUGAUAAGGAGUCACACAGCACGAUAAGGAAAGAGCAGGGAUUUGAGAAGCUCAUCAAUAUAAUCAAAAAUGCGGAUUUCUGUGACCUCCAUGUUGAGGCUUUGCAGGUUCUUGUUAAUUGUGUGAGUGAUAGUGACAAUUUCCAGUUGAUACAGAAUGGAGGAUUAACUAUACUGUUGGAGCUUGUCGUUACCCGUAAAUUGUCUGAACCCGGGUCACGUCCUGUAAAAUGCAAUCACAAUGAAGUCCAGUCCAGUGCUGUUCAAUGCAUCUCCAGAGCUGCUCAGAACCCUGACAAUCACAAAGUUCUCCAUGAUUUCAAAGUUGAGGAAAUUCUGGUUGAUCUUCUUUCUGGGAACAGCGAUUGUGUGAAAACAUUCGUCUGCCAAGCUAUGACUGGCAUGAGCUCCUUCAUGUCCAGCAAAGAACACUUUAGAGAUUUAGGUGUUUUCCCUGCUUUGAUACGUUUACUGAGCAGUGGGAAUUUGCUGGUGAGAGUGGAAGCAAUCCAGGCCCUCGCCAACCUUACAGCUGGACACAAACAAAACUCAAUAACACUAUAUGAAGAAGGGGGACAUAAAAUCCUUGUGCAGCGUCUCCGUGACAGCUGUCCCAGAAUAGUGGCCAAUGCUGCAGCCAUACUUUGCAGGAUAAUGGGUGAGGAAGCCAUUCGAUAUGAUGUGCUAUCUCUGGGGGCCAUACCUGCACUGGUGGAGCCCUUAAGAUCAACAGACUCUCAGGUCCAGAUCAAUGCUACGUUGUGCAUCUGUGAACUGGCAUUCGAUGCCAAUGCCAGGGCAGAGCUGCAGAGCGCUGGUGGUCUUGAACCUUUGGUCAAUUUACUGCGUUCCACUCACAUGGAAGUCUUGCGUUCCACAUGCAUGGCGAUCAGCGUUUGUGCCAAGGAUGAGCCCACCUCUAUGGAGAUGUGCCAAUUUGGUGCCCUGGAAAUGCUUAAUGAAAUCAACCAGGCAGACAAUAGCAAGAGUAGGUUCAGCGAGUUUGCAUUAAACAGUCUGAUGCAAUCCUGCCUGUCUCUCAAAUAUGGUUUGACAGAUCAUUUGGCCGCAACUGAUAUUAUCAUUGAUGGCUUCUAUGAUGCUGGGAAGUUGUGUUUUGGUCAGAAGGUCUUGAGUUUAGCAGAACUUUCCAUGGAGCCUGUGAACCAAAGCCUGCCCAUUGUGGUUGUAAAUGCAGCAAUCGAGGUGUUUCUACAUAAGAAGAGUGUGGAGGAUGGGCAACAAACCGAGAGAUAUUUGAAAGUGAUGAAUGAUGUCGCUCUGAGGUUUUUAGUUAAAGAGGUCAAAGAAUCCAUCGGCCUUUUGAAUGAUGAACAGGAGCAAUAUGUUGCGUUGGCUAGGCAAGUAAGCACCGUCAUGGGUGGAGCAAUUGAGAAAGAAGAUUUGCACACUUUUGGAUGGUUACUGCAUGUCUGCCUGCUCAAAUGUAAAGUCCAGUGUAACGUGGUCCCGAUUGGCAUGAUCAGCAAGGGAUUCUAUUGCCACAGGGCACUUCUCUUCAAGUACUUGGCUGAUUCCAUUGGCCUAAAUUGUACUCUGGUGAGAGGUGACUACAACCGAGCUUGGAAUGAAGUACUGCUGUGCAAUGAACAAUCGUCUCGCCCAUGCCGCUACAUUGUGGACCUCAUGCACCAGCCUGGAAGCUUCCUGAGGACGCAUACACCUGCUGCAUUUCGAUAUCACAGUAUAUAAAGCAUCGUUUGGAUUUUAGAAAUACUGUUGGAUGUUGUCCAUUAAACAUUUAUUUAAUUUUUUGCUUUAACCUGAACUCCAGUGAGCCCCAUUUAUUAUACCAUUUUCUAA